UUUACUUUGAACAGGUAGAGAAUACACCCAUCACCACUACUCAGGUAAAGAAGGCAACUCGAGUUGACCCAGUAUUGUCCUAAGUUAUGGACCUGGUGAUGCAUGGAACUUCUCAAUGAACCUCUCCGGUCUCACCUGACCUUGUUACGUACAUGUCCAGGAGGACGGAGUUUUGGAUCCAAUCUGGUUGGUUGUUGUGGGGGAGACGUGUCGUUAUCCCACCACCACUGAGAUCACAGGUCUUAGAACAGCUACGUUCUGGUCGCUGUGGAAUAGUGCGCAUGAAGGAAAUUGCAUGAAGCUAUUUUUGGUGGCCUGGAUUGGACAGUGCUAUUGAAGAGAAGGCAAGAGCCUGUAUGUCAUGUCAGGGUGUGAGGAAUGCACCCCAGUGGGCACCCCUACACCCAUGGGACUGGCCUGAAAACCCAUGGCACUGUAUUCACGUUGACUUCGCUGGCCCCCUUGAAGGAAGCAUGUUCUUGGUGGUGAUAGAUGCCCAUGCUAAAUGGCCAGAAGUCUCUAUAAUGCAGUCCACUACUGCAGAGAGUACUAUCCCAAACCUACGAGAACUCUUUAGUUGUUUUGGUCUGCCAGAGCAACUUGUGAGCGACUAUGGACCGCAGUUCGUCUCUCAGGAGUUUCAAAAUUUUAUGAAGGCAAAUGGGACACACCACAUCACUUCAGCACCAUAUCAUCCAUCCACCAAUGGACUGGCUGAAAGAUUUGUGCAGACAAUGAAACAAGCUUUGAAAUUGGCAAGGGGACAAUUAUCCAUUCAAAAGCGUCUGGACACCUUCUUACUAUCCUACAGAAACACGCCUCAUGCUAUGACCAAGGCAUCCUCGGCCUUUCUAAUGAUGGGACGAUAG
Chelonia mydas (Green sea turtle) is the source of this 869-nucleotide messenger RNA. RefSeq lists its product as uncharacterized. Gene Ontology annotation, biological process: DNA integration. The transcript has a single exon. Gene Ontology annotation, molecular function: nucleic acid binding. NCBI's taxonomy places the organism in Eukaryota, Metazoa, Chordata, Testudines, Cheloniidae. The record is from RefSeq and is a predicted model, not a curated record.